Salvia hispanica is the source of this 1161-nucleotide messenger RNA. Its product is annotated as methyltransferase. The record is from RefSeq and is a predicted model, not a curated record. Gene Ontology annotation, biological process: rRNA base methylation. Gene Ontology annotation, molecular function: rRNA (uridine-N3-)-methyltransferase activity. NCBI's taxonomy places the organism in Eukaryota, Viridiplantae, Streptophyta, Magnoliopsida, Lamiales, Lamiaceae.
CUGAGCGUUGUUUCAAAACCCUGUGCGAAGAAUUAGGAGAGCCAGAGGCCGCGCCGGCGAUAAACCCUGCCGCCGGAGCUCUUCCAAUGCAAGUCAUAAGCUGUAAUCCGCGGCUCUUCAGCCUAAUCAACCGCUCAACGCAGCAUUUCAAUCUGCGCCCAUUCUCCUCCUCUUCAUCAUCCUCAGCCUAUUCCAGCCAGUCACGCGGCGGACUUCCUCGAUUCUUCUCCGAAACCUUACCUACCAUUAAGGGUGGUGUUGUGAGAGUGAAAGGCGACGAGUUCUGGCACAUGACCAAAGUGCUAAGACUAGGAAUCGAUGAUAGGGUAGAGCUAUUUAAUGGAAAGGGCGGUCUCGUUGAGGGGCGCAUAGAGAGUAUUGAUCGUUCUGGGGUGGAUUUUGAAGCAGUGGAGAACCCAAAAUUAGUUUCUCAACCAACCACUCAGUGGCACGUUUUCGCUGCGUUCAGCACUCUCAAGGGAGGGAGAGCUGAUUGGCUAGUGGAGAAAUGCACUGAACUUGGAGCAUCCAGUGUGACACCGUUGCUAACUGGACGCUCUCAGUCAAUUUCAGAAAACAGGGCUGACAGACUGCAGCGAGUUGUAUUGGCAGCAGCUAAGCAAUGUCAACGAUUACAUGAAAUGAUUUUGAAGCCUCCCAUUGCAGUUGGUGAACUUCUACCUGUUGUAGCUAAUUCAAGAUUAGCAUUUUUGGCUGCGGCAGAGGCUACUCCCGUUUUUAAUGCAUUAAGCUCUAUAAACAAAGAACCUAAUGGAAUCAUUAUAAUUGGCCCUGAAGGAGACUUCACCAAAGAGGAAUUGAACUCGUUAAGGGAGGCUGGAGCAAUUGCUGUUGGUCUGGGCCCACACCGUUUGCGUGUUGAAACUGCUACAAUGGCUCUCCUUUCUACUGUGAUGUUAUGGUCCGACUGCCAGGAAUUAGCAAGCAAUUAAUUGCACUUCAGAAGUUAAGAGGCCAAAGGCAUGUGGUGUGUAUUGAGAGAUAUCAUCAAAGUCACGACUUUGAAAAACCGAUACUGUUAUUUACACUUUCUUGUGAAGUUGACAUUCAAUAGAUGUGUUUGCUAAGUUUCUACUUUCAUUUCAUAACAAAUAAUUCUCCCACUAUUUUUCAAUCCCCAUUUAUGUUUUGGUUGACAUC